Molecule: messenger RNA, 2372 nt
Organism: Carlito syrichta (Philippine tarsier)
Lineage: Eukaryota; Metazoa; Chordata; Mammalia; Primates; Tarsiidae
Gene: WDR25
Product: WD repeat domain 25
Exons: 9
Coding region: 532-2118 (528 amino acids)
Molecular function (GO): protein binding
Source: RefSeq, a predicted model, not a curated record
CCGGGAGCUCCGUGCCUCUUAGUGCGGGUCUUCGCCGCUGCUCGCCUGCCUUUCGUUUCCCGUUCCUUCAGAAAGCGCGGUGCUUUGGACUGCUCUCGCCUCUUACUGUUGACAGCUCGGCUCCUCGCAGUCAUCCUUUCAAAACCCACCUCUGCAUGUAUCUUGUGUGUUGCCUUCGUUGGUCUGUGGCCUCCGGGGCGGGAUCCGUGUUGGAUGUUUAAUCUCCCACACCCGAGGGCUUGAUCCAGAGAAGGAACAGAGGAGGCAGCAGACACUUCUUAAAGUUAUGCCGCUCCAUGGACUCCCAGCCUUCUCCAGUUUCGUCUGUUUCCUGGAAUCAUCCUGGAUGCUUCUCUCACCCCGUGGCUUCUUGCCACCAGAUGUCCUCUCUGUCACGUGAUGAUGGUGCCUGUCCCCACUGGCAUGUGAGCGUGGGUCAUCGUUCGUAGCUUUGCUUGCUGUGGUGUUCCUAGUGCCCAGGCUGGGGCUUGGUUGUUCGGCCUCGAAGGACAGCAAGAAGCAGUGUCUCCCAUGGCUUCCCUGGUAGCUUACGAUGACUCGGACUCCGAGGCUGAGCCUGAACCCGCUGCUGGUCAGAUGAGAGACACUCUGGGCGUGGCCAAGCCUCCUGGGCAGGGACUUGCAUCUGGUGUCCUCACGGGUGGUGCCCAGCCCGCAAGGGACGGUCCUUGUGCAGACCCAGGGAGCCAUCGCCUCCCGCUGGCCCGGCUUGGGAGCAGCGACCGGGGGUCUUGCCCCAGCCAGAGGCUGCAGUGGCCCAGGAAGGAACCUGACGUUGCCCUCCCCGCCUGUGGGCCACCUCGCCCUUCCCUGUGGACAAGCCACAUGCCAGCCAGCCACACACCCCUGACAGCUGCCCGCUGGGAGCAGCUGAAGCUCUCGCGGGACUUGCCGAAGUUGCCUUCCCGUGCUCAAAACGCGUCUGAAGCCACAGCACGUCGCGGCGGCCCUUUCCAGAGGAAGAGGCGUGAGGACGGUGUUGUGCCCUACGUCCCCAAAAGACUCAGGCACCUGCGGGCGCCGGGCUCCCAGGCAGGCAAGAGUGCUGGUGGGGAACCUAAGGGCCCCCCGGCAGGACGUGCCCCAGCUCCCCUCUGCGUGGACCCCGGGGUGUCGGAGUUUAUCCAGCCAUAUCUGAACAGUGCGUAUAAAGAAACCACGGUGCCCAGGAAGAUGCUUUUCCACCUGAGAGGCCACAGGGGCCCUGUCAACAGCAUCCAGUGGUGCCCAGUCCUCGCUGCAAGCCACAUGCUUCUCUCCACGUCAAUGGAUAAAACCUUCAAGGUGUGGAAUGCUGUGGACUCGGGGCACUGCCUUCAGACCUACUUCCUGCACAGCGAGGCCGUGCGGGCCGCCCGGUGGUCUCCCUGUGGCCGGCACGUGCUCAGCGGCGGCUUCGACUUUGCCCUGCGCCUGACAGACCUUGAAACAGGAAGCCAGCUAUUUAGUGGUCAAAGUGACUUUAGAAUCACAACCUUGAAGUUUCAUCCAAAAGACCACAGCGUUUUUUUAUGUGGCGGCUUCAGCUCUGAAAUGAAAGCGUGGGAUAUAAGGACCGGCAAGGUGGUGAGACGCUACAAGGCGACCAUCCAGCAGACCCUGGACAUCCUGUUCCUCCGGGAAGGAUCCGAGUUCCUGAGCAGCACAGACGCGUCCACGCGGGACUCCGCUGACCGCACCAUCAUUGCCUGGGAUUUCCGGACCUCCGCCAAAAUCUCCAACCAGAUUUUCCACGAGAGAUACACCUGUCCGAGCCUCGCCCUGCACCCGAGGGAGCCGGUGUUCCUGGCACAGACCAACGGCAACUACCUGGCGCUCUUCUCAGCCGUAUGGCCCUACCGGAUGAGCAGAAGGCGGCGCUACGAAGGGCACAAGGUGGAGGGCUACUCCGUGGGCUGCGAGUGCUCGCCGUGUGGUGACCUGCUGGUGACGGGCAGCGCCGACGGCCGCGUGCUCAUGUACAGCUUCCGCACGGCCAGCCGGGCAUGCAUGCUGCAGGCGCACACACAGGCCUGCGUGGGAACCACCUACCACCCCGUGCUGCCCUCCGUCCUGGCCACCUGCUCCUGGGGAGGCGAAGUGAAGGUCUGGCACUGAGCCUCCGACGUCAAGCUUCUGGUGCCAGGGACCCUGGCCUCUCCUCCCUGGCGAGUGGGAGCCCAGCGGGUGCAGGGAUUGGCCGGAGGCCAGAUCUGGGCGGAGGCUGCCCCCACCCUCUGAGUCUCCGUUUCCUGUUCUGUUAAAUGGGGGGACACAUCUGUUUGGCUUAGGGUUGUGAGAACUGUGUUCGUGACAGCUCCUGGCAGGUGCCACUGGUACUCAAUAAAUGUGAGCAUUUUGCUGUUUCUGAA